UUUGAGCUCGUGAAUAAAAAUGAGGUGUCCAUGAAUGUUCAUGAGAAGAAGAGCAUGAGCAGCGAAGCAGGGCGAUAGGCCAAGUCGGACUCUUCGUAGUUGCAAUGGAUGAAUUAAUGCAACUAGAACAAGUACAGAGUAUGCUAGAUUUUAUGGGAUCUCGGGGCUUAGCGAAAUGCCCAACCAGCUCCGAUCACCCGUCAAAUCGCUUCCUCGCUAAUCUCAUGAUCUUCUUGAUACAACCUUGUGGAAAGCUUGACUUGGACGAGAAAUGCAGCUUGGUUUGUGAGUUUGUGCCUAGACUCUCAGCUACUCUUUUGGAGGAGGCGUCUCUUUGGCUUUGUCGAGGUGGUGCUAUGAAAGAAGAAAAUAGCGGUUGUCAACAAAAUCUAUUUGGAAAGUCCUUGCAGCUUAGUUGUGAUCAGAUGACAUAUGAUAAUCUGUUGCAAAAUGAUGAUAAAAACCUGGCCAUGGUUAGGCUGGAUUCUAUGCAAGAUGCUAAUUCCACUCUUGAGGAUUUUUGCAGAUCUUAUUUUAUGUUUCAUGGGUUGGAUGUCAGGAAGCCACAAUCCAUAUUCAAGUACUUACCAAUACUUUCAUUCACAGAGAGUUACAUUUAUCAGCUGGAUAGGAUGAAUGAGAAGCUAUUGCAAACACCAACCAAUGGGGAGUCUGUUUUUGGAGGAAUAUAUGACAAAGAUACGCAAUUGUUGAUUUCUUGCAUCUCGAAGAAUCCAUUUAGACCACUUAUGACUCUUCUUGAACUCAAAGGCCUUUCAACACACAGAAUAAGAGAAGAACUUAGACAAGGAGAAGAGUAUUGGGCUCUUGAAAGGAAGCUCUGUCAUGCACUGGUAAAUAAAGAGGAGAUACUAGUUGAAGAUGUGAUGAAGGCUAUUCAUCUAAAAUCUUUUGAUUAUCGAGUGAUGAAUCUUCUUCUGUACAAGCUGCGGGGUGAGAAGGUUGAGGAGUUGCAUAUGGAGUUUCUUUCAGUUUCAGAGUUCUUAGUGGAAGUUGCUGAUGAUUUGUAUGACUAUGAGGAUGAUGUGUUAGAGAACAAUUUUAAUGUGUUGCGCAUGUUUGUCAGAAUAUAUGGAGCUUCAACAGCCCCAGCUAUGCUGGCCAAGUGCAUCAGUGAAGCUGAAGACAAGUAUGACAGUUUACUAAAGUCGCUGGAUCCAUGUCUAUCAUUGAGCUAUCAGAAAAGAUGUGAAGAAGCUACUAAGGAAGGUGGAAUGAUAUCUGGUCACGCUCAUGGCACGUGGAAUAUACCAACAGUGAUAAUAGAUGAGGAACUGUAUAGAUCAAAGUGGAAGUCUAAUUCGUCUGGGUCUUGGCUGCCUCCUUGAUAGUAGAAUCUGAAAGAAAUCUCACGUUGUAAGUUAUUCUGAGCAUUUCUGAAUGGAAAAAUCUCACAAAUUUGUAGCAAGAAUCUGUUGACAGAAAAGUGCUACUUCAACUUAUGAACCCGUCAGCCCAGCUUUCUGUAUUUCUAAGUCUGCAUUGCAAGGCCUCGAUCAAUUUUCAAAAGUUCAAUUAUUUACUUAAUGAUAAGGGUAAACGAAUGAUAGUUCAUGAUAAUUCAAAAUCUUA
Molecule: messenger RNA, 1593 nt
Organism: Prosopis cineraria
Lineage: Eukaryota; Viridiplantae; Streptophyta; Magnoliopsida; Fabales; Fabaceae
Exons: 14
Coding region: 105-1349 (414 amino acids)
Source: RefSeq, a predicted model, not a curated record